AACAUUGUUAUCACUGGAGUUCCUCCUACAUGACAUCCAAAGAGUGACCUAUAGCUCAAAUUCAUAACACCGUAGUAGGUAUAAAGUAUAAUGCACAUUGAUCAUUACUACGCAACUUCUUGAUUUUGAUUAAUCCUGACUUCGUAAAGAAAAUGACUUCGUCAAUUUUGUCACCCCGAGAAACGGGAAAAUUUGUUUCUUCUAAAGCUAGUAACGUCUCUAUUGAUAAUACAGCAAUUGAACUUCUAGCAUCAUAUCUUGCUGAUACCGUGGAGCAAACUGCAUUGCAAUCUGUAGGUAAUGAGAAGUGUUAUUUUCCAGAAUUUUCUGGUCUCACAAGCUCACAAAUCAUCAAUUGUGUCUUCAUUGUUGAUGCCUUGAAUUUCAACUUCUGGACUUGUGCAAAUGAACCAAGGUACACUGUUACAUGGAACAAAGUUACAGGGUCGGGAUACUUGGGCCUUAUCCAAGCAAUCAAUCGAGCUCUGGCAAAUGGACACGCAAUGUACAACCCUAACUAUUACGGACAACUUCAAGCUGAAGAUUUGAAGGCUAUGUUUAGAUCAGAUUCUGGAAUUGAAAUUCCUUUAUUAUCAGAAAGGCAGUCGGUUCUGCAUGAAGUUUCUCAGGUGUUGAUUGAUAAGUUCAACUCUAGUUUCACUGAAAUGCUGGAGAAAGCUGCAGGCGAUGCUAGAAAACUGAUGCAACUGGUCGUUGAAAACUUUCCCUGCUUCAAGGAUGAAGCUGUUUAUUGUGGCACCAAAGUGUCACUGUACAAGCGUGCUCAAAUUCUGACGGCUGACUUAGACUUGGUAUUUGCCAUGAAAGGCAUGCCACGUCUACAGAACAUGGAUACUCUCACCAUGUUUGCUGAUUACAGAGUUCCACAAGUCUUGCUGUACUUCGGUGUCCUUGUCUAUUCAGCGUCCUUGUUGGAAAAUGUCAAGGAUAACUUGGUAUUCGCCAAUGGCAGCAACGAAGAAGUGGAGAUACGUGCGUGCAGCAUCGAGGCUGUGGAGCGCCUGGUACAGUCUUGCCGACAGCAGCUGCAGGAUCGAGGCUGGUCUAAAGCUCGAGCGUUAUCCUCCGUGUCAAGCGUCCAAGUCGACUACUUACUGUGGGAAUAUAGGUUAGCAAAUGCAGAGAAAUUGGUCAAAAUACCAUACCACAAAACGCGCUGUAUUUUCUACUAAUGGCAUCCGCCAUAUCUGAAAUUUUCGCAGCCAGUGAUCUAAUUAAGCUUUCCGUCCAAUGCGGAGAGAGCUUUCAAGUAUUCAUAUUUUGUAAAUGGUGAUGUUUCGCCGUUUCAACAUCGUACGAAUAAUAAAUAAAAAUAAUUACAAUGGG
Molecule: messenger RNA, 1347 nt
Organism: Hyalella azteca
Lineage: Eukaryota; Metazoa; Arthropoda; Malacostraca; Amphipoda; Hyalellidae
Product: queuosine salvage protein
Exons: 4
Coding region: 153-1193 (346 amino acids)
Source: RefSeq, a predicted model, not a curated record